AUGGCUUUAAUGAAAGAAUGUUCAAAGAUCUCUUCUUUACCAACGGUCGAAAAAAAAGGGCAUAAAAGGAAUGUUCUCCCUGAUAAUCUGAAAAAUAGGCACAUUGAUGGUCGUCUCGCAAAAUUCUGUUCCCUCUCUCAUGGGGAACGAUUGUUAGAAUGUGACGCAUAUUUCGAAUCAACUCAUGAAUAUUAUUUUGAAAGAUCAUCCGAUUUAUUUGAGUACAUCAUUGAUUUUUACGUGAAUGGGCGCCUUCAUCGACCGCUGGACGUUUGUCCGAUUCGAAUGCAAAAUGAACUUGAAUUUUGGCGAAUACCUAUAACUAUGCUUUCGAAAUGUUGUCAACUCGACUCUAAUCAAAGCAUGGUGGCAUCAUUUUCUCGAAACCCAUCAAUAUUUGAUGAGAUGAGGCCACAGCUUUUUCAGUUAUAUCACGAGGCUUCAUGCUCGCUGUUCAAAAACACUUGGCUUGGCAACCAAAGGAUGAAAGCUUGGAACUUAUUAGAAAAUCCUCGAUCAUCACUGGCUGCAAAAAGUUUAUCGCUUCUGUCAGCGUUUUUCGUCCUACUUUCUCUUGCUGUCCUUAUCCUAGCGUCUAUGCCAGAAUUUCAAGAUGAAAACCAAGAACCACAUUGGUUUCUAACACAUAUGGAAAUGAGCUGCAUGUUAUGGUUUACACUAGAAUAUAUCGUCCGAUUCGCAAUAAGUCCGAAAAAAUUGGUGUUUCUAAAAUCACCACUCAACAUAAUUGAUCUUUUGACCAUUGUACCAUUUUAUGUCGAAAUGUGUUUGCCAUAUAUUGGAAUUAUGCAUACAGUUGAGCUGAGGAAUAUAAGAGGUGCCAUGAUUGUAGUUCGUGUUACUCGAUUGGCAAGGGUCACACGAAUAUUUAAACUCGCUCGAUAUAGUACUGGCCUCCGUGCUUUUGGACAAACUAUGCAGAAAUCUGCAGCGGAGCUUAGUAUGCUUGGAAUGUUCCUUUUAACUGGAAUAAUGCUAUUCUCAACAGCCAUUUACUUUUUUGAAAGAGAUGAACCUAAUUCGAAGUUCUACUCCAUUCCGGCUGCAUGCGUUAUAACCAUGACAACUGUUGGCUAUGGAGAUCUAGUACCGGCCACCGCAGCCUUCCCCAUAUCAAUGAUAAUCGAUAAAUUUGCUGAAAGCACUGCAAUCUGUUGGGAUGAUCCUGGUGCACAGAUAAGUCAAUUCGAAUUGUUAAGAAUGAAACGGAAUCCACGAAAAGGUUUCUUUUCGGAAAUUUAG
Molecule: messenger RNA, 1263 nt
Organism: Dracunculus medinensis (Guinea worm)
Lineage: Eukaryota; Metazoa; Nematoda; Chromadorea; Rhabditida; Dracunculidae
Source: the annotation of a GenBank genome assembly